UUAGGAUCUUUGGUCUACCUAGUAUCGUCAAAUAUCGCGGUAGCCGCCUCCCUAUCUCUACGCAAUGUGCCGUGCUGCUUCUAGCGGCGCUGGUGACAGUGCUGAAAGCUGUUGGGUAUGAAGUGAAACCGAACUGAAUUUUUGUACCAUCCGCAACUGCUUCAAGUUCAGAUCAAAUCAAAGAAACUGAAGACAAACCUCCCAAAACAAAGUCAACACUGAAGAAGCGUUGGUGAAAAAGGAUCACUUCAAGGAUUUAAACGCAAGAAGUAACCAAAUCCUGAAACGACCAAAGAAUACGCACAUCAUCCCAACUGCGAAGUGGAAGAGAAGCAAACUUGCGCCCAAGCAUAUUCUGAGAAGACCAUAGUUGAUCUGAAACCAGAAGUUUGUGCCUACUCAACAGCUUUGACAAAGCACACGUCCCAACGCUGCUCCUAGCCCUCCUCAUCCUCACUACACCGCCGACUCACCACCGGGGUGUGGAGUGGGCUGCUAUCUGCUAGUUGUUGUUGUUGGUUUUUUUGUUUUGUUUUUGUUUUUUUCCUUUUCCCCACUCCCAUAGCUCCCUUCCCCAACUUACCCCCUCUUUUUUUCCCUCCUUUUUCCUGAGCAGUGUUUUUUGCACCUGCCUUUGCCUUUUGUUUUAUUUUUGCUCUAGAUUUCUAUCUCCACCCCCCCCCUUUUUUUAUUUUUUACUUUAUGCAACGAUCUAGAACUUGUGCCAGAAACUGUAACAAGUGUGCGUGUUCAACUGUGUGCGUGAAGAGGUCCACAAAAACUGCUAGUUCAUCAAAAUCCUGAGAGAUACAAGACACAAGGCGACCAAUAAAGAUGAGUUUUGACCCAGGCAUGCUCCACAACAAUGGGCACACUGCAUAUGCCAAUGGCUCAGGGCCUGGCAUUAGAGAGACUGGUGUGGUGGAGAAGCUCUUGACUUCCUACGGGUUUAUCCAGUGCUCUGAACGUCAGGCUCGUCUCUUCUUCCACUGCUCCCAGUACAAUGGCAACCUGCAGGAGCUUAAAAUAGGAGAUGAUGUAGAGUUUGAAGUUUCCUCUGACAGGCGCACUGGCAAGCCCAUAGCAGUGAAGCUGCUUAAGAUAAAGCCAGAAGUGCUGCCAGAGGAGCGCAUUUCGGGCCAGGUGGGGCCAGACCUGCACGCCUAUCCCUUUACUGUGCUGCAUGGUUAUAUUCAUCCAGUUGUGUCAUCAAUCCCGUUGCAUUUGGAUGGAAAGUCUGCUCCUGGACAGGUGCCCACUGGCAGUGUCUGCUAUGAAAGAAAUGGGGAAGUAUUUUACCUUACAUAUACUCCUGAUGACGUGGAGGGAAAUAUCCAUUUGGACACGGGGGACAAAGUCAGCUUCUAUAUGGAGACCAAUAAGCAUACUGGUGCAGUCAGCGCUCGUAAUAUUCAGCUUGUGAAGAAAAAGCAGAUGAGGUGCCAGGGUGUAGUGUGUGCUACAAAGGAGGCCUUUGGAUUCAUUGAAAGAGCAGAUGUGGUGAAGGAGAUCUUCUUUCACUACAGCGAGUUCAAAGGUGAUCUAGAGGCUCUUCAGGCUGGAGAUGAUGUGGAGUUCACCAUCAAAGAUAGAAAUGGUAAAGAAGUAGCAACAGACGUGAGGCUCCUCCCUCAAGGAACAGUCAUCUUUGAGGAUAUCAGCAUUGAGCAGUUUGAAGGCACCGUUGUAAAGGUCAUUCCCAAAGUCCCCACCAAGAACCAGAAUGACCCUCUGCCCGGUCGUGUCAGUGUAAGGAUGGGUUUCAAUGACAAGGAACUUCCGUUUGGCGAGAAGGACACAAAGACCAAGGUGACUCUUUUGGAGGGAGACCACAUACAAUUCAACAUCUCUACUGAUCGUCGAGACAAGCUUGAGCGGGCUACCAACAUCGAAAUCUUGCCAGACACUUUCAAGUUCACCAAGGAGAAUCGUGAAAUGGGGGUGAUUGCAGCUAUACGCGAUGGCUUUGGAUUCAUUAAGUGUGUGGAUCGGGAUGCCAGGAUGUUCUUUCACUUCAGUGAAGUCCUAGAGGAGGGCCAGCUUCAUAUCUCAGAUGAAGUGGAGUUCACUGUUGUGCCUGUAGGUCCUGUUUAUAAGCUUUUCAAAAAAGAUAUGCUGUCAGCUCAGAGAAACCACGCAGUGCGCAUUAAGAAGCUUCCGAAAGGCACAGUGUCUUUCCAUAUCCAGUCUGAGCAACGUUUUGUGGGUGUAGUGGAAAAGGAAGUUGUUGGAAACACCGCCAAGAACAUCAGUCCCACCAAGGGCAAGGAGAAGGAGUCUGAGGAGGGAGUGAUUGCAUAUGAAGACUGUGGAGUGAAGCUCACUGUGCCAUACCAUGCCAAGGACCUAGAGGGAGGAAGUCACCCACAGGUUGGGGACAAGGUGGAGUUCUCAAUCAAUGAAGUGAAGCGAACUGGCCAACAGAGUGCCGUCUCCAUCCGGGUCCUCAACCGUAAUGCCUCUGGUGCCAAGAGACUGCAUGGAUUCGUUGCUGCACUGAAAGAUAACUUUGGUUUCAUUGAGACAGCAAAUCAUGACCAGGAAGUGUUCUUUCACUACAGUGAAAUGUGCGGAGACUUGGAUAACUUGGAUCUGGGAGACACAGUGGAAUACAAUCUCUCAAAGGGAAAAGGAAACAAAGUCAGUGCUGAAAAGGUCACCAAGGUUGCUGCAGUGAAUGGCAUUGGUGAAGAUGUUGGUGGGACAGUGAUGACAGGGAAAGUUAUCCGUCCUAUACGCAGUGUUGACCCCUCCCAGACUGAAUACCAAGGACUUGUUGAGUUCUCAGAGGAAGGAGGAUCAAAAAUGCAGAAUUAUCCAUUUGGAAUCAUGAGUAUGGCAAACAAGUCUGAUUGUUUGCAAAAAGGAGAACAGGUGAAGUUCCAGGUUUGCACAAUAACCCAGACUGGACAGAAGAUGGCCUGUAAUGUGGUUCCGCAGCGUAGAGCCAUGGUGGAGUGUGUUAAAGACCAGUUUGGCUUUAUCACAUACGAAGUUGGUGAUAGCAAGAAGUUAUUCUUCCAUGUAAAAGAAGUGCAAGAUGGUCUGGAGCUUCAGACUGGGGAUGAAGUGGAGUUCUCAGUUGUCCUCAAUCAACGCACAGGAAAAUGUAGUGCCUGCAAUGUACGCAGAGUCAGUGAGGGGCCUAAACCAGUGGCGACUCCACGUCCUGACCGCCUGGUGAACAGACUCAAGAGUAUCACGCUUGAUGACGCUAGUGCUCCUCGCCUGGUCAUUGUAAGGCAGCCUCGUGGUCCUGACAAUUCAAAGGGCUUCAAUGUGGAGCGAAAGACUCGCCAGCCUGGUGUCAUUGACUGAGCAAUACAGGGCCUACCCCCAUUUGGUGUUGGAGGGAUGCUGUUGCCGAGAGCAGCAGCAGGGGAUAAGGGAAUUUAAUUUGACACAUGCUUGUACACAAACUCAUCCGCAAAACAUACGCACACAUACAGUAAUUGGCAUGUGUAAUCUUUGUCCCCAGUCUGCAGUGGAACUUUUCUUAUUCCACAGUUCCCUGCCUCCCAUGUAUGAUGUACUUGAUACAGAGUUCCACGCUGCAGUGUACAUGGGGACCUCUGAGUGUGUGCGUAUGAUGUAUCCUAGAAUUGAUUAGUGUGUAAUGGAGGUAUUUGUUUCUAAGGGGCUUGUUCCCUCCAAGUCAGAGUGGUGACUGUGUGGCUGUCUAUGUCCUGAUUUUCUGCUUUGUCUGGAAUUCUGCACCUGUAAUCUGUCCGCUAGUUUGACUGGGCGAGUGAGUCUGAUUGUUGGCAUGUGUUUGAACCUCGGCUCCAUAUUCGUUCUUACUUUUUGCUCCCUUACCGAUGGAAACGUAAUAACUUCACUAUCAGGUUUCCACUCCUGUAUGCUUUCCUACAAAACGCAUAAAGCAAAGCUCCCUCCAUAAGGAGGAUCAUAUUUCUCAUAUGUGCAAGCUUAAACUGAGGAUUCUUCUCUGCUCGGUUUUUUUGAGCAGUUUUUAAAAUGCUUUAUUGAAGUGGAAGCAUGGCGCGUGUGUGAUGUAUGUGAAUGUCAAAGUAGUUAAUCUAAUGAGAUUUACUUCCACCAGUCUGGAGUUUUGAGAUGCCUUUUUGGUAUUCACAUGCUCCACUUCAGCAUUUCUUUUUCUUCCUCUUUUCUCUCUCCCCUCCCAGGUGCAGAAUUCCUUGUGGCAUCUUAUAUCUGCAGAUCUUUUAUACCUUUUGUUUGUUUGUUUCUUGCACAUUAUUAUUUUUUUUUUUUUUUUUUUUUCCUUCUCCAUUGAAACUUAAUCUGCUAAUAUUAAGAAUAAGGUGCCUAAACUGAAAGCAAAACGAAAUAAACAAAAACAAAAAAAAAAUUAGAUGUGUCCUCUGAUUCCAGCCAACCGCCAAAAUAUUCAGAACAAUCUUAGGGUGGCUUUCUCUUAAAGUAGGAAAAAUACUGAUAUGCAUCCCAAACCUGUGGGUUCACGUAUACUGUACGUAAUGUGUGCUCCUUUUUUUUUUUUUUUUUUUUUUUUUUUUUUUUUAAGUGGAAUUUGGAAACUUCAAAUAUAAUGAAACCAAUGUAACUUACAGGAAAAGGGGUGAAGUAUUAGAAAGUCAGUUUUUAAGAAAAACUGCAUUAAAAAUCAGGAGAUCAGCUUGUGCGCUCUGGAGAUAAGCUGUUGUGCCUCUGCACGUUAAGUUACAGUCAAAAUUAUAAAUUUCUGGAGAUCACCGGGUUUCAGUUGAACCGCGUACAGAGGUUCUCAUGUACUUUUCUUAAUGUUCUUGAAUGAAACAACAAUUGAAUUAAAAUUUUAUGAAAUUCA
This is a messenger RNA of Oreochromis aureus, 4789 nucleotides long. RefSeq names its product cold shock domain containing E1, RNA-binding (gene csde1). The transcript has 20 exons. Gene Ontology annotation, molecular function: nucleic acid binding. The record is from RefSeq and is a predicted model, not a curated record. Bases 835 to 3318 code for a protein of 827 amino acids. NCBI's taxonomy places the organism in Eukaryota, Metazoa, Chordata, Actinopteri, Cichliformes, Cichlidae.